Molecule: messenger RNA, 1442 nt
Organism: Phoenix dactylifera (date palm)
Lineage: Eukaryota; Viridiplantae; Streptophyta; Magnoliopsida; Arecales; Arecaceae
Source: RefSeq, a predicted model, not a curated record
AGUUCCUCCGCAGCUCCGUUCGCCUCAGAGGAGCCAGCGGCCGGCCAAAUUCUCCCCACCCUUCCCUCUCUGUCGUCUUCUUCUCAUAUUUUCUCGGAGAAAAAUUCCAGCGAGAGGCAAUUUUAUUCCCGGGAUAGAGGAGAACAAGAGAGUGUAAGAGGAAACGAGAGAGAGCUCAUGGCUUCCCUACUUGCCUCCUCGAAGCUUCUCUCCACCCUGUCUCCUCCUCCCUCUACUUCUCCGUCGUCUCUCCUCUUCUCCCCUUCUUCACCCUCUCUUCCGUCUCACUUCCUCUCGUUUCCACUCCGGAGGAGCAGCAGAUGCCGUUUGAGGGUAGUUCGGGCCCAGGAUCCUGACGCCGUGGCCGGGGGCGGCGACUCCAAGCCCCCCAAUGGAAAUCUGCCCAAGAGCAGGAGGGACAUUCUAUUGGAAUAUGUAAGAAAUGUUCAACCGGAGUUUAUGGAGUUAUUUCUAAAAAGGGCACCACAACAGGUUGUUGAAGCCAUGCGCCAAACGGUGACAAAUAUGAUUGGAACGCUCCCUCCUCAAUUUUUUGCAGUAACGGUUACCACAGUAGCUGAAAAUCUGGCACAACUUAUGUAUAGUGUCAUGAUGACUGGCUACAUGUUUAGGAAUGCACAGAACCGUUUGGAACUGCAGCAAAGUUUAGAGCAGAUCGCUCUUCCAGAUCCGACAGAUAAGAAGGAUGUACCUGAUUAUGCGCCUGGCACACAGAAAAAGGUGACUGGAGAGGUUAUCAGGUGGAAUGAGGCUACCGGCCUUGAGAAAAUGGAUGCAGUGAAAUACAUAGAAAUGCUUGAAGCAGAAAUUGAGGAACUGAACCGCCAAGUUGCAAGGAGAUCUCCAAAUGGACAGAAUGAACUUUUGGAUUAUUUGAAAUCUUUAGAACCUCAGAAUUUGAAGGAACUGACAAGUAGUGCUGGAGAGGAUGUUAUUUUUGCUAUGAACACCUUUAUAAAGCGCCUUUUGGUAGUUUCAGAUCCUGCAAAAAUGAAGACCACCGUCACGGAAACAAGUGCUCCUGAACUUGCCAAUCUGCUUUACUGGUUAAUGGUGGUUGGCUAUAGCAUUCGCAAUAUUGAAGUGCGCUUUGACAUGGAAAGAGUGCUGGGCACUACUCCUAAGCUUGCUGAGCUACCACCGGGGGAGAACGUCUGAAGACAUAGCAGCAGUUAAUUCUAAUUAAAGUGAGAGUAAAUGGCUGUGAGAAUUGCCAUGCUAGUGUACCUUAAUCCAUUGAGCAUCCAGUUUAUGUACAUGCUCAGCAGCCACACAGCCUAUUGGCGUCCUAAAGGCUCCAUUGCAGAAGAGAAACUGUCUCUGUUCUUACAUUAGUAGUAGAAGAGGAAAUUAAAUUGUGCCCAUGUAUUUUUUUUAUAAUAUAUAUAAGAAUGCAAGUUUCAAAGAUUUUUUAGGUUUUA